AUGUAUAAAAAAGAUGGAGAUGCUUCUAAAGUUCUUUCAUUCUCUUCACGUGGGUCGAACCCCAUUGCCCCAGACAUCAUGAAGCCAGAUGUAAGUGCCCCAGGGGCAGAUAUCUUGGCUGCAUAUUCGCCUAUUGUUUCACCCUCAAAUAGCCCUCAUGACAAGAUGAGAGUUAAGUACAGUAUAUUAUCUGGAACCUCCAUGGCUUGCCCCCAUGCUUCUGGUGCAGCUGCAUAUGUCAAAACGUUUCACCCCAAUUGGUCUCCUUCAGCCAUCAAAUCUGCUCUUAUGACCACUGCUUCCCAGAUGGAUUCUACCCAAAACAAAGAUGCUGAAUUUGCUUAUGGAUCUGGGCAAAUCAACCCAACAAAAGCUAUUAAUCCAGGACUCGUGUAUGAAGCUUUAGCGGAAGACUACAUCAAAAUGCUAUGCAGCGUGGGCUACGACACCAACAAACUCAGACUCAUUUCAGGAGAUAACAUUGUGAAAUUGAUGCUAUCAUUGAAUAAAAUCUUGUCUUACUUUUAG
Messenger RNA from Corylus avellana, 528 nucleotides. RefSeq names its product subtilisin-like protease SBT4.3. The record is from RefSeq and is a predicted model, not a curated record. Gene Ontology annotation, molecular function: serine-type endopeptidase activity. Gene Ontology annotation, biological process: proteolysis. NCBI's taxonomy places the organism in Eukaryota, Viridiplantae, Streptophyta, Magnoliopsida, Fagales, Betulaceae.